GGAGUUAAAAACAGCUCUGUGAAGUCGGACAUUCCAGCUUCUCGUGGUUUGCUGCGUUGAUGUCAGUCAUGGCCGAUCAAGCGCUGUUUGCUUACUUUACUUUAUUUAUAAUUAAACUUAGUCUUUCCGUUAGUGAAGAGGCGGACUAAAACCCUUUCUUCGACACAUUUUCUAUUCAAUUAAACAGUUUGGUCCGGAUUUGAGCAUUGGCGAAACUGAAGGUGUCAGAAUAAUUACAAAACACGCUUCAAAGUUGUCGUGUGUGAGUCUGGCCAAUCAUUAAAUACUUCACCAACUUCAGAGCUGUUUUUAACUCCUCCCCGACUGCAAGCGGCUACUCUCGCCGGUCGUUUCAUCAUGAACGUUUUGUAUUCACGGUUACUUGAGCUCUAAAUCAAUGUAGUUUGUCAUACGUAAAGUGAAGGUUCCCUACGUUUUAACAUUUGAGACCUAAUGUAUUUAAAGAUCAAAGCUAUGUUGCAGUCCUAACACUUAUGAAGAUCCCCUACUGGCCAAUCAUACUUGAUCAUGGACGGAGACUAGACAGAGAAGACACCUUAAGGCUCCAGAGAGACUACAGAGACUCAACCAGAGAGACUACAGAAACUUGAGCAGAGAUACUACAGAGACUCAACCAGAGGGAAACUCAACCAGAAACAGCAGUAACCAGACAGAGGAUCAACUAGAGAGAAACAAUCUUCCAGAGACUAGAUACAGGAUCCAGAGAGAGCUGAAUUAUGAAGACACCUCACUGUGAUAUAUGUGGGAAGAGCUUUUCCAUAUCCAAUAACCUUAAAAGGCACAUGAAGAUCCACACUGGAGAGAAGCUCUACAGCUGUGACCUUUGUGAUAAAACCUUUAGCCAAGCUGCAAAUGCCAAAGUUCACCGUAGGAUCCACACUAGAGAGAGGCCCUACAGCUGUGACCUCUGUGGUAAAACCUUUAGCCACUCUGGCAAUUUCAAAGUUCACUGCAAGAUCCACACUGAAGAGAAUCCCUACAGCUGUGACAUCUGUCAUAAAACCUUAAGCAGUGGUAACAGUUUAAAAGUUCACCGCAGAAUCCACACUGGAGAGAAGCCCUACAGCUGUGACCUCUGUGAUAAAACCUUUAGCCAUGCUAACAGUUUCACAAUUCACCGCAGAAUCCACACUGGAGAGAGGCGCUACAGCUGUGACCUCUGUGGUAAAACCUUUAGCCAUGCUAACUAUUUAACAAUUCACCACAGAAUCCACACUGGAGAGAAGCCCUUCAGCUGUGACCUCUGUGAUCAAACCUUUAGCAGUGUUAGCAAUUUCAACGUUCACCACAGAAUCCACACCGGAGAGAAGCCCUACAGCUGUGACCUCUGUGAUAAAACCUUUAGCCAUGCUAACAGUUUCACAAUACACCGCAGAACCCACACGGGAGAGAAGCCCUACAGCUGUGACCUCUGUGAUAAAACCUUUAGCAGUGGUAACAGUUUAACAGUUCACCGCAGAAUCCACACUGGAGAGAGGCGCUACAGCUGUGACCUCUGUGGUAAAACCUUUAGCAGGUAUAGCAGUUUCACAGUUCACAGCAGGAUCCACACUGGAGAGAAGCCCUACAGCUGUGACCUCUGUCAUAAAACCUUUAGCAGUGGUAACAGUUUAACAGUUCACCGCAGAGUCCACACUGGAGAGAAGCCCUACAGCUGUGACCUCUGUGAUAAAACCUUUAGCCAUGCCAUCAGUUUCACAAUACACCGCAGAACCCACACUGGAGAGAAGCCCUACAGCUGUGACCUCUGUGAUAAAGCCUUUAGCAGUGGUAACAGUUUAACAGUUCACCGCAGAAUCCACACUGGAGAGAAGCGCUACUGUACCCUCUGUGGUAAAACCUUUAGCAGUUGUAGCGGUUUCACAAUUCACAGCAGGAUCCACACUGGAGAGAAGCCCUACAGCUGUGACCUCUGUGACUAUUCAUGUAAAACAAGUGGCCAUCUGAAGAGUCACCUGCGUGUCCACAAUAGAAAAACCCCAAAGCAGUGAUGUCUAGGGCCAAACUGUCCCAGUAGUAGUACUGUAUAGCCUUGUUUUUUGCAUAUUUCUGUGAAACUUGCUAAAUAAACAUUAGCUAGCUACACUAUGUACCCUCUAAGCUAAAUAUCUAUUACUUGUUUGGCCAAUUUGAUGGUUUGGGGGGGAUUCCGUUUUUUCCACUUAUCACCAGAAUGGUCAUAACUUUUUAACAAAAUAAUGCCCACAUAAUUAUGUAUAUUUCAUACGCU
Osmerus eperlanus (European smelt) is the source of this 2251-nucleotide messenger RNA. RefSeq names its product zinc finger protein 271-like. Gene Ontology annotation, cellular component: nucleus. Lineage: Eukaryota; Metazoa; Chordata; Actinopteri; Osmeriformes; Osmeridae. Gene Ontology annotation, molecular function: DNA-binding transcription factor activity, RNA polymerase II-specific; RNA polymerase II transcription regulatory region sequence-specific DNA binding. The record is from RefSeq and is a predicted model, not a curated record. Bases 738 to 2012 code for a protein of 424 amino acids. The transcript is spliced from 2 exons. Gene Ontology annotation, biological process: regulation of transcription by RNA polymerase II.